Molecule: messenger RNA, 627 nt
Organism: Postia placenta MAD-698-R-SB12
Lineage: Eukaryota; Fungi; Basidiomycota; Agaricomycetes; Polyporales; Adustoporiaceae
Exons: 3
Source: RefSeq, a predicted model, not a curated record
GUUGAGCGUGAAGGUUUGCAUAGUCGAGCGAUCGUCGAUCUCAAAGAGCAUCGUCGGAGCGGCGGGCGCUGCGGCAUUUCUUCUAUGUCACUCGUAGAUUCGAUCUCGUAUUGUGAGACCAGGGAUAGUGCGGGGGCAGAAACUUCCGUUCAAAAGAACGAUCUUGCCGUCGGUGUUUCGUUUACACUUGCUGUCCCGAAUGUCGAUCUCCGCAAACUCGCAGGUGCCUACCCUGCAGCCACGAUUGCCACAGUAGUGGCACGUCUGUUCAGCUCCGCUGUUCUCAUGGAUGUGGACGGCAGCUUGUUGUCUCGGCUUUCGAUGAUCAUCGAGAUGUCUUCGGUCUUGAUCAUCCCGGGGGACACCGUUGUCGAAGUGUUCGACGUCGAAGCGGUAGCUUGGUUAGCCGCUGUCAAUGAAAGUAGCCACCGUGUGAAUCUCUGCCAUGGUGUAUGGGUCGUCGGCGUAGUGAUCGGGGUGCUUGAGAUGCAGUCGGGUCUCGAGCCGUGUGAGCAAUGCUGGCUGGAAUCCUCGAAGAAAUGCGCAACUUUGUUCGAUAGUGGAGAGUCGGUGCUGUGCGAUGAGAUGUUUCGUAAUGGCCAUGAAGUCGCGGUAGUAGCAGCCUAG